AUGGAAGAUGUCGAUACAAAUUUGUUGGCAGAAAAGAAUGAUAUUGAUCCUUUUCUUGAAAGUUUUGAGCUAAAAAUCCAAUUAACAACUGUAAAUGUAGUUGUUAUUGUGGCUGCUAUUGCUGCUCUCGCUGGUGAUGGUGAUGAUGAUAAUGAUGAUGGUAAUGGUGAUGAUGAUGAUGAAGAUGAAGAUGGUGGUCGGAAAAAUAAUGAUGUUGAUGUAGAUGAUCUUUCAAAAUGUGCAUAUUUCAAUUCAUCUUACAGGUGUCCGGUCAUGUUUUUUGAUAAUACAUUCUUGUGUAGUCCAUUUUUUGAUCAAUAUGGUAUACUUUGA
Messenger RNA from Enterobius vermicularis (human pinworm), 333 nucleotides. The record is from the annotation of a GenBank genome assembly. Lineage: Eukaryota; Metazoa; Nematoda; Chromadorea; Rhabditida; Oxyuridae.